This is a messenger RNA of Cryptotermes secundus, 6639 nucleotides long. RefSeq names its product fibrillin-3. Gene Ontology annotation, molecular function: calcium ion binding. The record is from RefSeq and is a predicted model, not a curated record. The coding region runs from base 204 to 6401 and encodes 2065 amino acids. The transcript has 24 exons. NCBI's taxonomy places the organism in Eukaryota, Metazoa, Arthropoda, Insecta, Blattodea, Kalotermitidae.
CGCGACGUGUUCUGUGCCAAAUUGCGACGUCACAUUUUGGGACGGGAUACUGGUUAUGGGGCAGGAAAGAAAAUUUUACGCCAAAAGUAAGGACUCAGCCGAUUGGAUAAAAAUACAAGUAUUGUGAAUUUUCGCUUGUGGCUUUUUUAUUUAAUGGACAUUUCCGUGUUUGCCGCGCGUUAGAGACUCAGCUGUCAACAAACAUGUGGCGGUUCCUGGUGAUGUUGCUGUUUGUCUUUCCCACGGAACCCUUGCCGAGUUUGGUGAAGUGCCCUACCCUGCGAGGACCGGACCACGGGACCCUGUCCCUGCGCUUGAGGGCAACCACCGGAUUCCUAGAGGCCCGUUUCCAGUGUUCCGCGGGUUACAGGCUGAAAGGCAGCCGCUCGUCUCUCUGUGUGGAUGGACUCUGGAGCGACUCCGUCCCUCUCUGCAUCCCUACCAAAGAUGAGAAGGACAAGAUGUCGGCGCCUUUUCACCGGGGUGAGAAGAAUUCUUAUGUGACUGAGGGCUCAACAGAAAUAAUAUCCAGUGAGCCCCCUGCAGACGCGAGUGAAAUGUUGGCCGAUGCUCUCGAUCCUGCAGCUGACACUCGAGCUAAGCGUGGUCCCAGAAGGAAGAAUCACAAGAAGAAGGGCAAAGGCCGCCGCCUCAGAACGAGAUCUCACGAGAACCAGAUCUUGGCCGUCUCACCGGCGCACCUCAACAAAACCAUGGCCGCUCGACUCGACCUCAGCUGCCUCUUGGGACGCGGUCUGCUCAAGGCUCCGGACCUCCCCAACACUUCCGGUGCAAAAUAUACGAGACGCAAGAACCCGGAGAAGCCGCACAACCGAUACCUGGCGGCCGUGUACAAGUGCCGAGAGGGAUACAGCCUGCAGGAUCCGUCAGUGGACCGCCUGUACUGCAGUGAGGACAAGUGGGUGGGCGAGGAACCAGUCUGCACUGCCACAAAUGUGUCAGUGGGCUGGUGUUCAGAGAACAGAGGGGGCUGUGACCACAUAUGUGAGGAAGUGGCUGGCAAGCCCAAGUGCUCAUGCUAUCAGGGCUUCAAACUGCAUGGAAUCAGCUCGUGUGUGGAUAUUGAUGAAUGUGCUGUAGAGAAUGGCAUGUGCCAGUCUCUGUGUCUCAAUAUCCCUGGCUCCUUCAGCUGUGCCUGUCAACAAGGAUUCCGCCUGGCAGCCAAUGGGAGGUCCUGUCUUGAUGUGAAUGAGUGCUUGCUGAGGAAUGGACAUGGUCCCUGCCAGGACUUGUGCCACAAUCUGCCAGGAAGAUACGAGUGCAGCUGUGAUGGUAUCCCUGGCACCCACCUGGCAGCAGACAACCACACUUGUGAGGAUGUGGAUGAGUGUGCCCAGGAAAAUGGAGGUUGCUCCCACUCCUGUCUCAACACUCUCAGUAGCUUCUUCUGCCUCUGCCCACAUGGUCUCAUGCUUGGUGAUGAUUACAAGACCUGCCAAGACAUUGAUGAGUGUGACAUGGAAGACAUCAAAUGCCCUCUGGGAUGUGUGAAUACCAUCGGGUCUUAUACCUGUGCCGAGAAGAUCACCCUGUUGAAUGGCCCUGAAGAUGACCCUGGAAAGUGCAGUAUGGGUUAUAAACCUAACAAAGAUGGCUACUGUGUUGAUAUAGAUGAAUGUCUGGAGGAAGACCCAGGCUGCUCACAUGACUGUGAAAAUGAGUCUGGCGGAUUCCAGUGCACAUGUCCUGAAGGCUAUGACAUUGGCGAUGACGACAAAACCUGUGAAGAUCUGAAUGAGUGUGAAGAGGAAGAGGAAGAUACUUUCAUCUGUUCUCAUGAGUGUGUAAACGAAAUUGGCAGCUUCCAUUGUGAGUGUCCUGCUGGUUUCCAUUUGGGAGCUGACAGAAGGACUUGUGAGGAAGUCAGUGUGUGUAAUGAGGUACAGCAGGCAGAGUGUUCACAUGACUGCAUUAAUGAGCACGGAGUUUUCAAGUGUAUCUGUCCCAGGGGAUUUGUUUUAGAAGACAAUCUCAGGUCAUGCAGGGAUAUAGAUGAAUGCAAAACAAAUAAGCCUUGUUCCCAUAUCUGUAUUAACGUUCCUGGCAGUUUUAAUUGUUCUUGUCCUAGUGGUUUCUUCUUGAAGGAUGAUUCCCAGACAUGUGAAGAUGUGAAUGAGUGUCAUAUGAUUGUAGAUGAUGAUGAAACAGGCAUGCUGUGUUCUCAUCAUUGUGUCAAUGAGCCUGGAAGCUUCAGGUGUAAGUGUCCUGCAGGUUAUAUUCUCAGUGAUGACUUGAGGACUUGCAGAGAUAUUGAUGAGUGUAUUGAUCUUGAAAACGAAACAGGUGAGAGAUGUUCUCAUGAAUGUAUUAAUGAACCUGGGAGUUUCCAUUGUAAAUGUCCUCAGGGAUUUCUACUUAGUACAGAUCGGAGGACUUGUAAGGAUGUAGAUGAGUGUCUCGGUAGUAAUGGGGAAAAUGACACAGGUGACCGUUGUUCACAUAAGUGUGUUAACCUACCUGGAAGUUUUAAAUGUGUGUGUCCUGAAGGAUAUGCUCUUGGAGAUGAUGACAGUACUUGUGAGGACAUUGAUGAGUGCACAAAUAAUUCAUCUGCAUGUUCUCAUACAUGUGUAAACAAGCGUGGUACUUUCUACUGUAAAUGUCCAAAGGGCUAUAAUCUAGGUGAAGAUAUGAGGACUUGUAAAGACAUCGAUGAGUGUGCUGAAGAGCCAUGUUCCCACUGGUGUAACAAUGAGCCAGGUAGUUUUAGAUGUGAGUGUCCACAUGGAUAUGUGCUAAGUGGUGAUAGGCGCACAUGUGAAGAUGUCAAUGAAUGUGUUGAUGGAAACGAAAUUGAAGCAUGUUCACAGGGUUGUGUUAAUGAGCAGGGCAGUUUUCACUGCACAUGUGACUCUGGGUAUCAGCUCGCAGCAAAUGGACGUCUCUGUGAAGACAUCAAUGAAUGCAUGGUCAAUAAUGGAGGUUGUUCACAUCUGUGUGCAAAUACUGAUGGUGGCUUGGAGUGUGCUUGCCCAGAGGGACAUCGUCUGCUUGCAGAUGAUGGUAAGACGUGUGUCCAGGUGGAUGGCUGUGUCGUUGACAAUGGUGGUUGCUCACAUUUCUGUACUGGUGAUAACGAAGCAGUCCAGUGUAGCUGUCCAAAUGGAUACAAGUUAUCAGAGAUUGACCACAAGACAUGUCAUGAUGUAGAUGAGUGUCAGCUAGAUGGUUCUGACUGUUCACAUGAAUGUGUCAACACUGAGGGGAGUUAUUUCUGUACGUGUCCACAGGGCUACCGUCUUGAGAUGAAUGAUUCAAAGUCAUGUGAGGAUGUAAAUGAAUGUGCAGUACAUAAUGGAGGGUGUUCACACCGCUGUAUUAACAUUGAAGGGUCAAGAAACUGUACAUGUGAAAUAGGCUUUCAAGUGCAGCAUGAUGAUCUGACAAAAUGUGAAGACAUAGAUGAAUGUAGUGCAACCAUUGGUCCUUGUUCUCAUGAAUGCAUUAACAGUCAAGGUAGCUUCUACUGUGCUUGUCCUGUAGGAUUCAAAAUGAAAGAUGAUAACACAACAUGUGAAGAUGUGAAUGAAUGCCUGACAGAUGACCUUGGGGGUUGUUCCCAUAUUUGUCAUAACACUCAUGGAAGCUUUGACUGUGACUGCCCUCAAGGUUAUGUUCUUGCUGGAAAUCAGACAUGUGCAGAUAUUGAUGAAUGUUUCCUUAGCUAUCAAGAAGGUGGAUGCUCUGAUGAUUGUAAAAACACUGCUGGUAGCUUUGUAUGUCUGUGUCCCCAAGGAUAUGGUUUAGCGAGAGAUGGCAAGACCUGUACAGAUGUGGAUGAGUGUCUUGAGGACAUAGGCGGCUGUUCCCAUGUCUGUUUGAAUACUGCAGGCAGUUUCCACUGCAAAUGUCCAGAAGGUUACCACCUAGAUGAAGAUUUUAAAAAUUGUUUGGACAUAGGUGAUUGCCUCCAUGACAAUGGGGGAUGUUCCCACAAAUGUGUCAACUUACUUGGGGGUUUAAAGUGUGAAUGUCCUGAUGGACACCAGCUUGAUGGUGUUACAAACACUACAUGCAUCACAAGUAAUAAGUGUGCCCGGUGUUCUCACACAUGUGUAAAUGGAAAGUGUACAUGUCCUUCUGGUUACAUCAUAGAUAGUAGUGAUGGCAGGACAUGUGUUGAUACUGAUGAAUGCUUGGAUGGCACCUACAGUGAGUGUUCACAUGAAUGCCUGAACACAAUUGGCAGUUACAUAUGUGCUUGUCCAAUUGGAUAUAUUCUUGGGGAAGAUAGUAGGACUUGUCAGGACGUAGAUGAAUGUUUGACAGAGAAUGGAAGAUGUUCAUAUUAUUGUAUAAACACUGUUGGGAGUUACAGGUGUGGAUGUCCAAUUGGUUAUUUCAUUGAUGAUGAAUCUGGAAGGAUUUGUGUAGAUGUUGACGAAUGUCGAGUGCGAAAUGGCGGCUGUUCUCACACCUGUACUAACACUCCAGGAAGCUUCCACUGCAGCUGUGCAGUAGGCUUCAGAACAGCGCCAGAAGACCACAGGAAAUGCACAGACCUAAAUGAAUGUUCUAUGAGGAACGGGGAAUGUUCUCAUGAGUGUAUCAACACCGCAGGAAGCUACAGGUGUGAGUGCCCCCAUGGAUAUCGCCUGCUGGAGGGUGGGAAGCAGUGCAGGAAGGAUAUGUCAUGUCAUGUUGACAAUGGUGGUUGCUCCCAGCUGUGCAAAAGUGUAUCUGGUCAUGUCAUGUGUUCCUGCCUCCCUGGAUACCACCUCAUGGCCGAUGGUUUGACGUGCAAGGAUGUUGAUGAGUGUGAAGAAGACGAGCAACAUGGUUGCCAACAUUUCUGUGUAAAUUUUCCAGGUUCCUAUGAGUGUGGGUGUAAAGAUGGUUUUCACAAGAUGGGCAACAAAUGCACAGAUAUUGACGAAUGCAGAACAGGAGUAUGCGAGGGAAAAUGUGUGAACACUGUGGGGUCUUUCUAUUGCCAAUGUGAGAAAGGAUAUCAUCUGCAGGGUGGUGUCUGUGUGGAUAUAGAUGAAUGUUCAGAGAAUGUGUUCUGCAAUGGUAAAUGUCUUAACACCAUGGGAUCCUACCGCUGUCUUUGUGAUCCAGGAUAUCAUCAGCAUGAAGGCCAGUGUAUCGAUAUCGACGAGUGCGAAAGGCACAAUGGUGGCUGUAGCCAGGAAUGUGUCAACACAGCUGGAUCCUACCACUGCAGUUGUCAUGUGGGCUACAAACUGCACACCAGGGACAGGACAAAAUGUGUGGACAUCAAUGAAUGCAUGGAGACACGAAAUGGUGGGUGCAACAUGGACUGCAUCAAUACCCAGGGAAGCUUCUUUUGUGCCUGCAGUGACAGCUACAUACUGGACACAGAUGAGCGUACCUGCAUAGAGAGAGAAGCUGGUUGCAUUAGUUUGGCUGUGCCUGAACAUGGAGAAGUACGUUGUCCAGGUCACCCACCUGAAACCAAGUAUCCACCAGGUGCGGAAUGUCAUAUACGCUGUUCAAAAAACCACAAGCUGAAUGGUCCUCAUGCACGUCGCUGUGGGAAGGAUGGAAGAUGGUCAGGUGACAUCUCCGUGUGUGUUCCUUCAGAUGCCCCACAACCAUUCAUCCAGUGUCCACGAGAUAUUAAAAUCGAUCUUCCGCCUCAUCAAAACUUCAUUCAUGUGAGAAUUCCUCAGCCCAAGUCAAACAUGGAUUGGUGGAGGUAUGUGGAUUCAAUCCCUGCUUGGGGCAAGGAACUAGAGGCAGAUCUGUAUCCUGGAAAGACAGAAGUCACAUUCUGGGCCCACAGUCCUGUUAGCAACAGUUCAGCUUCUUGUAGUGUGAUUGUCUAUGUGAGAGAUAAUGAAAGCCCACGUGUGAGAGACUGUCCCCAGUCAUUUGAGGUACAGCUGCUGCCUGGUGAGGCAUCUAGGACUGUUUCCUGGAUUGAACCCAUUUUCACUGACAAUGUGGGAGUGGAUCGAGUAUAUAAAUCUAAGGAACCAGGGCAACAGAUGUCUCCCGGGUUACAUCAUGUAAACUAUUUGGCUCACGAUGCUGCAGGCAAUAGGGCAAAGUGCCACUUCUCGGUGCAUGUUAAAGAUGGCGAUUUAUGGAAGGAAAUGCCUCCUCAUGUUGGUGGCUAUGCCAGGAAGACUGUUGUAUGUCCGAAGAGACCAGUAGCAGUGAACAGUGCCAUUACAAGCCUCCCGUGGCAGCUGCCAGCAGGAUGCUUCAUCCGUCGCACACGGACACAGGUAAUAGCUGGGACCUUCACUGUUCAUCAGGGUGGUAUUCCAGCUUAUAAUGACAACUCAGCCAGCACUAACACAGAUCGUCAGCUGCGACAUUACAAUGGGCAACAGCCACGACGAUCCAAAAAUUGGCAGAACCAAAGAAUAGGGGCUUCUCAGAACCACAGACGACACUGCUGUUCAUAGUGGGAUGUGCGCUAAAUCUUUUUCAGUGAAUGAAUAAACAUGAAAGAAACAGAACUGUAACUUACAGAAACAGAAGACUAGUGAAUGACUGUGUGUGCCAUAUGUUUGUAAGAGUUGUUUCCCAAAUGUUCUUGAAAAUAUUAAGUAAUGUUUUUAUAUGCUAAACUAAUUUUUAUUUUAAAGUAAAAUAAAUAAAAACUGACUAGACAGAUACUAAUAUUAUAAGAACACCAACUGG